Molecule: messenger RNA, 2741 nt
Organism: Chanos chanos (milkfish)
Lineage: Eukaryota; Metazoa; Chordata; Actinopteri; Gonorynchiformes; Chanidae
Gene: pnpt1
Product: polyribonucleotide nucleotidyltransferase 1
Exons: 28
Coding region: 56-2365 (769 amino acids)
Biological process (GO): mitochondrial RNA 3'-end processing; mitochondrial mRNA catabolic process
Cellular component (GO): cytosol; mitochondrion
Molecular function (GO): 3'-5'-RNA exonuclease activity; polyribonucleotide nucleotidyltransferase activity; RNA binding
Source: RefSeq, a predicted model, not a curated record
AUCAAUGUGUCACUCUGUUUUGCAAUAGGGAAUCUCUCAUAUAGUACCUAUAACGAUGAGAUAUUUACUCGGACUUGGGUCCUCGUGGGCCCGGUUGGGUGUGCGUUACUGUCAUCAGAGUGUUUGGAGCAGCCAUCGAACAGUAAGAAAAGUUGGAGUGGAUUUAGGAGAAAAAAAACUAGAGAUAUCUACAGGAAAGCUUGCCAAGUUUGCUGAUGGAUGUGCUGUUGUGCAGCUUGGGGAGACGUCGGUGAUGGUAACGGCCGUCAGUAAAACGAAACCGUCUCCCUCUCAGUUCCUGCCACUUGUCGUUGACUACAGACAGAAAGCAGCUGCAGCAGGAAGAAUUCCAACCAAUUACCUUCGCAGAGAGAUAGGUGUAACUGACUCUGAGAUUCUGACAAGCAGGCUUAUAGAUCGGUCUAUUAGACCUCUUUUUCCAGCUGGUUAUUUCUAUGAUACACAGGUGCUCUGUAACAUAUUAGCUGUUGAUGGUGUCAAUGCUCCUGAUGUGCUUGCCAUCAAUGGAGCCUCUGCUGCUCUGGCCCUCUCUGAUAUCCCCUGGAAUGGGCCCAUCGGUGCAGUACGAAUUGGUCUUGUAGAUGGAGAGUUUCUUGUAAACCCCACUCGGAAACAGAUGGCUUCCAGCACCCUGAAUCUAGUGGUGGCAGGAGCAUCUCACAGCCAAGUGGUGAUGAUGGAGGCAGCCGCAGAGAACGUGCUUCAGCAGGACUUCUGUCAUGCAGUCAAAGUCGGGGUUAAACACACACAGCAGAUCAUCCUGGGCAUCCAGCAGCUGGCUCGAGAACAGAAAGUGGUGAAGCGUACCCCCCAAAAACUCUUCGCCGCCCCUGCUGAGAUGGUGGAAUUCGCACGGCAAUUGGCUGGUGACAAAAUCUAUGCUGUUUAUACAGAUUUCUCCCAUGACAAGAUCUCCAGAGAUGAAGCCAUAAAUAAAAUACGACUUGACACAGAAGAACAUAUUAAAGAAAAGUUCACUCAAGCAGAACCCCUUGAAGUAAUAGAGGCUUUCAAUGUAGUAUCCAAGGAGAUCUUUAGAAAUAUCAUCCUCAAUGACUAUAGAAGGUGUGAUGGUCGAGAUUUGACUUCUUUGAGGGAUAUCUCGUGUGAAGUGGACGUCUUUAAGCCUCUGCAUGGAUCAGCUCUUUUUCAGAGGGGGCAAACCCAGGUGCUGUGUACCGUUACAUUUGAUUCCGUAGAAUCUAGUGUCAAAACAGACCUCAUCACCACAGUACUAAGUGGGAUCAAAGACAAGAAUUUCAUGCUCCAUUAUGAAUUCCCUCCUUAUGCAACCAAUGAGACAGGAAAGAUGGGAGGAAUGAACAGAAGAGAGCUUGGCCAUGGAGCUUUGGCUGAGAAAGCUCUGAGACCUGUCGUCCCCAAAGACUUUCCCUUCACGAUCCGAGUCACCUCAGAGGUGCUGGAGUCCAACGGAUCAUCAUCCAUGGCCUCAGCGUGUGGAGGCAGUUUGGCAUUAAUGGAUGCAGGUGUGCCCAUAUCUUCACCUGUGGCUGGUGUGGCCAUUGGUCUCAUUUCCAAGUCGAACCCUGACAAACCAUCAGAAAUUCAGGACUACCGGUUAUUAACUGACAUUCUGGGAAUUGAAGAUUACAAUGGAGACAUGGACUUCAAAAUGGCAGGCACAAACAAGGGCAUCAAUGCUCUUCAGGCAGAUAUAAAAAUUCCUGGACUCCCUCUGAAAAUAGUUAUGGAGGCUAUUCAGCAAGCAACAGUGGCUAAAAGAGAAAUUUUAGGCAUCAUGAAUAAAACCAUUGCCAAGCCAAGACCAUCUAGAAAGGAGAAUGGCCCAGUUGUUGAGAAUGUUCGGGUACCCAUCUCUAGAAGAGCACGCUUUGUUGGUCCAGGGGGCUACAACCUCCGCAGGUUACAAGCUCAGACAGGUGUGACAAUAAGCCAAGUGGAUGAGGAGACCUUCUCUGUGUUCGCUCCUACACCCAGUGCAAUGAAUGAAGCCCAAGAGUUCAUCACAGAAAUUUGCAAAGAUGACCAAGAACUGCAGCUGGAGUUUGGUGCUGUGUACACUGCAACCAUCACAGAAAUAAGAGAUAUUGGUGUCAUGGUCAAACUCUAUCCUAACAUGACUGCAGUGCUUCUGCACAAUUCCCAAUUAGACCACAAACGGAUUAAACACCCCAGUGCACUUGGGCUGGAGGUUGGACAGCAAAUACAGGUGAAAUAUUUUGGACGGGACCCAACGGACGGCAGAAUGAGGCUUUCACGGAAAGUGCUCCAGUCUCCUGCCGCAAGUGUAGUGAAGACUCUGAAUGACAAGCAGAGCAUCACAAUAGGAACAGGAAAUGGUCAAAACUCCUCUAUGCUGUAACUGUCAUUGUCUGAAAUGUUGUGAGGAGCAUGUUAAGAAAUGGCUAUGGACAUCUUUUAAAUAUUUUGUAAAUAUACUAUUUUUUUACUCAGCUUUUCAGAUUCCCAUUCAUGUUCUCCACUCUCCAAACAUGUCAAUUUCAUCAUCCUCCCUCUUGUGACCUUUGUCUAUGUAAACUACACCAGGUUUCCCCACGCAGUGCUAUCAGGUUUAGUGUUUGCAGUCCCUGUCAUAAUAAACAGAACCUACAACGUGCUUCAGACUUGUUUUAGAUGCUCUGCAACAUGUAAAUCUACAGUCAUUUUUCUGGGAAAAAAAAAAUGUUUUUAUCUCUUUUGAUGGCGGCAUUGGCCAACUCAAAGCAAUUCACAAGAGA